Messenger RNA from Scomber scombrus (Atlantic mackerel), 5969 nucleotides. It is a transcript of the gene snx18a, whose product is annotated as sorting nexin 18a. The transcript is spliced from 2 exons. Bases 371 to 2155 code for a protein of 594 amino acids. Gene Ontology annotation, molecular function: protein binding; phosphatidylinositol binding. NCBI's taxonomy places the organism in Eukaryota, Metazoa, Chordata, Actinopteri, Scombriformes, Scombridae. Gene Ontology annotation, cellular component: cytoplasmic vesicle; plasma membrane. Gene Ontology annotation, biological process: endosomal transport; endocytosis; mitotic cell cycle. The record is from RefSeq and is a predicted model, not a curated record.
UGCGCAGCCAGCACAGGCAGAAGCGUCCGAGGCGGAUCGGAGGACGGCUGGAGGAGCUCAGAUUAAUGUUAUUGUAGCGGAAAAAUACCGUCGCUCCAGUUUCACACACACAUACACACACUGCAACCUCUCUGGAAUAAAAAAAACAACAACACUGCAGUUUCCUCUCGGGGUGGACCGAGAGGAAGGACCGCGCAGAACGGGAUACAAACGGGAUUUUUUUUUUUUCGCUCACAAGUGCGAGAAGUUUGUUCGCGGAGUUUCAGCAGUAGUUUCGGGUGGGCUGCCCGCUGUGCUUCCCUCUGCCCCCGGCCAGCCUGCCAUAAGUUAGCCCGCUGUCCUGCUCCUCUCCUGCCAGCUGCGGUGAAUCAUGGCGCUCAGAGCCAGGGCGCUGUACGACUUCAACUCCGAAAACCCCGGGGAGGUGUCCGUGCGGGAGAAUGAAGUCCUCACUUUGUACAGCGAAAAGGACAUUGAGGGCUGGUAUGAGGGGGUGAACAGCAAAGGAGAGAGGGGACUGUUCCCCGCUUCCUACGUGGAGGUGCUGAAGAGCGACGCCGCAUCCACGUUCAACAACAACAGCUGCAACACAUCUGGGGACACUUACCCGGACUCCCGUUACGCCAACAUCCCUCCAGAAGGGUUUGACGGCUCUUGUAAACCCCAGAAUAAAGUUGAGAACUUUCCAAAACCCUCUCCUCCUGCCGGUUUCACCUCCUUCUCACCCCCCACACAGCAGCAGCAUCCACCACAGCAGCACCACUCUUACCAGCAGCCCAGCCAAGGCAGUGAUGAUGACUGGGAUGACGACUGGGAUGACAGCUCCACUGUGGCAGAUGAGCCGGGGACUGUGGGAGGAAGGUAUCAUGACUUUGAAGGCAACGGGCCCUCCACUUACAGGGUGUCAACGUCCUCGAUGGCAAGAGGUAAUGCACAGCAAGCGAAGAGCUCUGCCACAGUCAGCAGAAACCUGAACAGGUUCUCUACUUUUGUGAAGUCAGGUGGAGAGGCGUUUGUGCUCGGGGAGGCAUCAGGUUUUGUGAAGGAUGGGGAUAAGAUCUGCGUGGUUUUGGGACAGUAUGGUCCAGAGUGGCAGGAGAACCCGUACCCCUUCGCCUGUUCAAUUGACGACCCCACCAAACAGACAAAGUUCAAGGGCAUGAAAAGCUACAUGUCCUAUAAGCUGACACCCACCCACACACAGACCCAAGUGAACAGGAGGUAUAAGCACUUUGACUGGCUGUAUGCUCGACUGGUGGAGAAAUUCCCUGUUAUCUCAGUGCCCCAUAUCCCAGAGAAGCAGGCUACCGGGCGCUUUGAGGAGGACUUCAUUACCAAGAGGAGGAAAGGCCUCAUAUGGUGGAUGAACCACAUGACCAGCCACCCAGUCCUGUCCAAGUGUGAUGUUUUCCAGCACUUCCUCACCUGCAGCAGCACAGACGAGAAGGCCUGGAAGCAGGGUAAGAGGAAGGCGGAGAAGGACGAGAUGGUCGGGGCAAACUUCUUUCUCACCAUCAGCACCCCCGUGGCUCCACUUGACUUUCAGGAAGUCGAGAGCAAAAUAGACGGAUUCAAGACAUUCACCAAAAGGAUGGACGACAGCGCCUUGCAGCUCAAUGCCACCGUGGGAGAGUUCGCCCGCAAGCAGAUCACUGGCUUUAAGAAGGAGUAUCAGAAAGUGGGGAUGUCAUUCAAGGUCCUCAGCCAGGCCUUUGAAAUAGACCAGCAGGCAUACUCUGCUGGACUCAACCAGGCGAUCUCCUUCACUGGGGAUGCAUAUGAAUGCAUUGGGGAGUAUUUUGCUGAGCAGCCCAUCAAGGAUCUUGACCCAAUCACAGAUUUGUUAGCUCUUUACCAGGGUCACUUGGCAAACUACCCAGACAUCAUCCACGUACAGAAAGGAGCCCUGACGAAGGUGAAAGAGAGCCAUAAGCAUGUGGAGGAGGGCAAGAUGGACGGGGCACAGGCGGAAGGUAUCAACGAGCGCUGCAACAUCAUCUCCUGCGCCACGCUGGCCGAGAUCCAGCACUUCCAUCAGAUCCGUGUGCGCGACUUCAAGGCACAGAUGCAGCACUACCUACAGCAGCAGAUCGCCUUCUUCCAGAAAAUCACCGGCAAGCUUGAGGAGGCCUUGCAGAAAUAUGACAACGCGUAACAGAUCGCUCAUUGCAGCCUGUCAGUGUAGACCUUGGUGAUCAACAGCAAAGCACCUCCCUUGGCCAGCCAGUGGCGUUUUUGGCAGAGAACAGCCAGAAUCACACACCGCUAAAUGCUGUUCAUCCAGCAGGGAGGGACAUUCAAGGAGAUAACACUCCAAUAAUAUUGAAAUUUCAACCAAAUCCAGGGUUCUGUGUGUGUUGGCCACAUUUUUGGGGGGGUUUGUGAUGUCCUUAUUUUAAAAAAAGGAUGCAUAAUACAAUGAAGUCAGGCCAACUUAAGACUUUUAUGCCUUCAGAUUUGAUAGGAAUCAAUGAUAAUGAUGGUGCACCACUUGGGGAAUUCAAUCUAAUCAAUGUUACGACCUGCAGAGACUUUUUAUCCGCUGCUGCACGAUCUCAUAUUAUCAAGUGUUUUUUUUUAGCCUUAUAACACUGUUUUUAACUGACUGUUGAAGUGACUGCCACUCCAGGAGCGGCCAUGCUCUUGUGGCCACUGUACUGCCUUCUGGAAACACUCAAGCCCUUCCUGGUAUCUCGCUCCUCCUUGACAAACAGGACAAAAAUGUUUACAGUCUCCUCGCUGAGCAGCCACCGUCACCACUGUCUCGCUGUGCCUUCAGAUUAUGUCUCUCUGGUCAAUUUUGUUACUAGUUACUAAGUAAAAGCUUUAUAUACUGUAUAUGUAGAAAUAUAUUCUAUUUGUUUUUACAAAGCUACAAAUUUUGCAGUCUUUGAAAAAAAAGAGCACUGUGCUUUGGACGAGAACAGUGUCGGGAGAUAAUAUUGUUCGAUUGUGCCGUUUUCCCAGAGGACCCCAGGAUUUGAUUUUCAGACACACACACACACACACACACACAGUGUGACAAAGUCAGGAUCAAGAGAGGAUUACUUGCUUUGACAAGAGGAACCCAUGCCUUACACAUGGCACAGCCAGUACUGUCGCUGGUUUUAAGCUUUCAGAAUGGUAGGGAUGAGUGAAAUGAACACUUUCUAUGCCUGAUACAUGGAUUUGUGUCAAAAACAAUGUUGGUUAGUUUUCGAAUAGUGUUGAGAAGAAGGCUGUUAGAGGGUAGAGGGUUCCUCAUCUGUUUUUAUUAAUGCAGUCUUUCUAGUAGACAGUUCAACUGUUUUUAACCUUCGUGAUGUUGGUUGCAUCAUGAAGAGAUUGAUGUAGAAGCAGAAAAGCAAAAUAAAUUUCACAGAAAGCUGUUUGUUGGUCCUGUGUGUUUCUGUAUCAAGUGUUGAGUGUUGAACUGAUUGGACUGAACAUGUCUGAUCACAUUUAGAAUACAGUGAACGACAUGGCAAAAAAUGAUAUGUCCUGAUAGGUUCACUUGCCCUUUACAUGGCCUUUCAAAGUGCUUCAGACACGUGCUGCAGAGUGUAUACGACCUGUGUAACGUCUUACCAUUUUAUAAUGACAGAGAGACAAAGAUAAUGAACUGAGCAGCUCUGCAGGUUUCCUUGCCUGCUUGCUGCUGAGUCCCUGGAGGACUGGUGUGCCGUGUCAGUGUUUCACGCUAAGCUCACGCUUGGCUCACAGAUCUGCUGACAGUGCAGAGCCCAGCUCGCCAUCUGGGACAUCUGGCCACUGUUAAAAAGUGGCAGGAUGGAUGACAGUGAACAUGUACUGAACAGGAUAAAGGUCAGAAACAGCUGGGAGAGGUUUUCAUUAGCUGCCAUCAGCACCACCUAAGAUAUCCAAGUUAUGCAAAACAGUGCUUAUUGGAGAUAACAUUUUCUCGUCCUCGUGCGCAGAUUGUCUGAUUUGGGCGGUGAAAGAAAUCCUCCCUGUACACAGCUGUGACCAAUGCUGGCCCUUUGUUCUCUGUCUUGAGGUGGAUAUACUGUGCAAUCUUGUCCUGGUGUGACAAAGGGACAAGGUUUGUUUUUGUCAGAUGAGAAUCCAGCUUGACAGAUGUGACAGUGAGCAGGUCCACAGAAGAUGACAAAUAAUGGCUGCUUUCAUCACUGCUGGGUUUUAAGAUGCAACCACCCGGCUCUCUGAGGAUAUUUGUAUGUUAAUAUGUUCCCAGCAGCAGAUUAUGGGGAAGAGAGGAGACACUGUCCUAUCUCCUACUGCUUGAAGCCAGAAUAGAGAAACAUAAAAAUACUAGAUGGAAAUGGUUAACCACUGUAUAUCCUCCCGCCGAGAUAUCUAACUGAGAGCACUUUACAACUGAUACUAAUUAAAUGUGCAUUUAAAGACUGAAACAUUAGAGCUUCUUAGUGUGCAGUUAAUGAAUCAAUUUCCCAAAGGAUAAGAGGAUGCCUUUUAAUUCCUGUAAUAUCCUGUCACGUGGGCACUGGAAAGUGCAAACUCUCUCCAUCUCGUUUCCCUUUCCUGUCCUUUGUGUUCUUUUGCAAUCUCUGGUUUUCAUUUUCUACAUAAACUCGACAAGAUGCACUCAGCCUGCAGCGAUGUCAUCCCUCAGGCCUACUGCAAAAAUCCUGCCAGCGCCCAAGGAAAUGGGUGCUCCUGUUUUAUGUAUUGUUGCUCUUCCAGACCCGAAGACUCGGCUGUUCUAAACUAAUAAAUGUUAACACAUGAAGCCCAAAAGAAGAAGAAUUUGGCUAGGAAAGUUUACGCCCAGCUACUCCUGUUACACAUGAUGAAUGAAAUAUUAGAUUCACAGAUGAUGAGAUCAAUAACCUCAUAGGGAUUUAUUUGGAUGCUUCAAGGUUUUGUUAUUGCACACGCAGCAUGCAUAUGUUUUGAGUCAUGUCAUAGUCAUCACUGGCACCACAGUCUGGUGAGCAGGAAACAACAGCUCUUGACUCAGACUUGGAUUUGUCUUGAGACAGAGCAGUGUCAGCAGCAGACAACAUUCCACAGACACAAACGUCAAGUGUGUGAAACUGACGGCCACAAGAGCAAUACCGGAAAUACCCUCCAGAUGCUACGGGGGAGUGUGAUAACACAGCAUGGUACAAGUGUAAAUGCUAAAGAGUGGAAAAACAUGGAUGGAGUGGGAUUUUCUGUGGGAUUUAUUCUGGCAGAUCCAGAGAAUUGGCACCAAAAUUAGAUGUCGUCAUUGUUGUCUUGAGACUUGGCUCUUGUCUUUUUGGUCUUGCAUUGGCUCUCUGGAUUCCACUGAAUCUGACCCAGAAACAUUUUGUACCUUUGUCGUCAGUGUGGUGAUUACCCAAAGAUGAGAAACUCUGGCUGGACCUCCUCACAGCUGCUCUCACACGAGAGAAACAUUGAGACCUUAACAGUAUAUUUUCACUUCUAUCUCACAAAAAUUUCAUUUUUCACUUUGGUUUUUAUUCUCCUGUAUUUUUCCACCUAUUAUAAAACUUAGUUUACACGUCCUCUAUCUAGAAAUCGGUCUGUUUCCAUCAGUUUCCAUAGUUGGCAUUGAAAAGCAGAACAGUAGUUGUGGGAGCAGGGUUUCCCCACUAAUGACCUGGCACCGAUGCAGCAUUUGUCCACAUUGCUUUCAUAAAGGACUGAAUCAUUGUCUCCAGAUCUUUGUGUAGAUUACACUCAAUUCCUGUUGCACCCAUCCUCUGCAACUUUCAUGGUUGAUUUCUUUGAAAUGGAAAACAGGAGAAAAAAGCGAUUUCAGUUUGUGCACAAAUCACACAUCUCUUCUCAGGCAUCACUGUAACACUUGUUUGCAUCUGGUGUUCUUUUACAUUCCCAAGCCCUAAUUUUACAUUAAAUGCCACUGUGAUAGUUUGACUCUGACUUCCUCUCAUUGCUUUAGCUGAUUGAGGCUUUCCAAAUGUUAUACUAUAAUACCAGGAAAUGCCCUGAGAGAAACCACAAAGAUUUCAUCUCUCAUAUUUAUUCUUUUAAUGUUU